Messenger RNA from Cornus florida, 2621 nucleotides. Its product is annotated as homeobox-leucine zipper protein GLABRA 2. Gene Ontology annotation, molecular function: DNA binding; DNA-binding transcription factor activity, RNA polymerase II-specific; lipid binding. NCBI's taxonomy places the organism in Eukaryota, Viridiplantae, Streptophyta, Magnoliopsida, Cornales, Cornaceae. The record is from RefSeq and is a predicted model, not a curated record. The transcript has 11 exons. The coding region runs from base 125 to 2392 and encodes 755 amino acids. Gene Ontology annotation, biological process: regulation of DNA-templated transcription.
UACCCUUAAAUUAAACAGGCCCCACUUUUCUCUCUCAUCUCCUCUCUGUCUUUCUCUCUCUAGAACUCCCCAUUGCCCUUCCCCCAUAAAACAACCCACUCGUCACCCACAACCCAGAAUUGCCAUGGGCGUCGACAUGUCCAAUAAUCCUCCAACUUCUCGUGCCAAAGACUUCUUCGCUUCUCCAGCUCUCUCUCUCUCCCUCGCUGGGAUUUUCCGAGAUGGAGCGGCGGCGGCUGCGGCGGCAGACAUGGAGGUGGAGGAGGGAGAUGAAGGAAGUGGUGGCGGGAGAGAAGGGACGGUGGAGAUCAGCAGUGAGAACUCGGGUCCGGUGAGAUCGCGUUCUGACGACGAAUUUGACGGUGAAGAAGAGCAAGACGACGACGGCGGCGGCGGAGACAAGAGCAAGAAGAAAAAGAGGAAGAAGUAUCACAGACACACUGCUGAACAAAUCAGACAAAUGGAAGCGCUAUUCAAAGAGUCACCUCAUCCAGAUGAGAAGCAAAGGCAGCAACUGAGCAAACAAUUAGGCCUUGCUCCUAGGCAAGUCAAGUUCUGGUUUCAAAAUCGUCGAACGCAAAUCAAGGCUAUACAAGAACGCCAUGAAAAUUCUUUGCUGAAAACAGAAAUGGAUAAACUCCGCGACGAAAAUAAGAGCUUGAGAGAGACCAUAAAGAAUGCUGCUUGUCCCAAUUGUGGCUUUGCUACCUCUAGCCGAGACGCCUCUGCCACGACCGAAGAACAACAGCUCCGAAUUGAGAAUGCCAGACUCAAAUCCGAGAUUGAAAAACUCCGAGUAGCUGUUGGGAAAUACCCUCCCGGAGCAUCACCAACAACCUCCUCAUGCUCAGCUGGGAAUGACCAAGAGAACAGAAGCUCUUUAGAUUUUUACACUGGGAUUUUCGGGCUUGAGAAGUCGAGAAUUAUGGAGAUAACGAAUCAAGCAAUGGAGGAGCUCAAAAAGAUGGCUAGUGCAGGGGAACCUCUCUGGCUUCGCAGCGUUGAGACUGGCCGGGAGAUACUGAAUUAUGAUGAAUACAUGAAAGUGUUUUCUGCUGAAAAUUCCAGCAAUGGAAGGCCUAAAAGAUCCAUCGAGGCCUCAAGAGAGACCGGGGUUGUCUUUCUGGAUCUCCCAAGGCUACUUCAAAGCUUCAUGGAUGUGAAUCAAUGGAAGGAGAUGUUUCCAUGCAUGAUCUCAAAAGCAGCUACUGUGGAUGUUAUCAGCAGUGGGGAGGGUCAAAACAAGAAUGGUGCUGUUCAAUUGAUGUUUGCAGAGCUGCAAAUGCUCACACCAAUGGUGUCAACAAGAGAAGUGUAUUUCGUACGACAUUGCAAGCAAUUGAGUGCCGAUCAGUGGGCAAUUGUUGAUGUCUCUGUUGACAAAGUCGAAGACAAUAUUGAUGCAUCUCUUGUAAAGUGCAGAAAACGCCCAUCCGGUUGCAUCAUUGAGGAUAAAACAAAUGGCCAUUGCAAGGUGACCUGGGUAGAGCACUUGGAAUGCCAGAAAACAACUGUCCACACUAUGUAUCGUUCCAUUGUUAACAGCGGUCUAGCUUUUGGCGCGAGGCAUUGGGUGGCGACGCUGCAGUUGCAAUGCGAGCGCCUAGUGUUCUUCAUGGCAACAAAUGUUCCCACCAAGGAUUCAAGUGGAGUCACCACACUAGCAGGGAGGAAGAGCAUUCUGAAACUGGCACAAAGAAUGACUUGGAGUUUUUGUCGUGCACUCGGAGCAUCAAGCUUCAAUACAUGGAACAAGGUCCCAAGCAAGACGGGGGAUGACAUAAGGGUAGCUUCCCGGAAGAACUUGAAUGACCCCGGAGAACCUCUUGGGGUGAUCCUUUGUGCAGUUUCAUCUGUAUGGUUGCCGGUCUCUCACCAUGUCCUGUUCGAUUUCCUGAGAGAUGAAGCGCGCAGAAACGAGUGGGACAUCAUGUCAAAUGGAGGUCCAGUAGAAUCCAUUGCAAACUUAGCCAAAGGACAGGAUAGAGGCAAUGCAGUCACCAUCCAAACAAUGAAGUCGAAAGAGAACGGUAUGUGGGUGCUCCAAGAUAGCUGCACAAAUGCUUAUGAAUCCAUGGUGGCCUAUGCUCCUGUGGACAUCAGUGGCAUGCAGACUGUGAUGAAGGGUUGUGACUCCAGCAGUAUUGCCAUAUUACCUUCCGGUUUCUCGAUUCUUCCCGACGGACUCGAGUCGAGGCCUUUGGUGAUAACUUCCAAGCCAGAGGAGAAGAGCACAGAAGGGGGAUCUUUGCUCACCAUAGCAUUUCAAAUCCUGACCAGUAGCUCUCCCACUGCCAAACCUACCAUGGAGUCUGUGGAGUCUGUUAACACUCUUAUAUCAUGCACAUUAAGAAAUAUAAAGACUAGCUUGCAAUGUGAUAUGGAUGAGUGAUAUUAUUCCUAAUAGAUACAUAGGAUAGGUAUUAACUGUAAAAUCCAUAGACUCAAGGCUUCUAUUUUCCAUUUCUUUUGGGGAUUUUUUUUUUUUUUUUUAUAGGUAUUUUUUGUAUCUCUUGAUUGUUAUGAAAAUGUUCUUUUUAGUGGUGGCUUUCUUCUAUAACCAAACAUGGAGCUCAGGAAUACCUGUACUCAAUCUAAAGAGAGAUAAUUUUCAAUCUUCA